Molecule: messenger RNA, 1558 nt
Organism: Xyrichtys novacula (pearly razorfish)
Lineage: Eukaryota; Metazoa; Chordata; Actinopteri; Labriformes; Labridae
Source: the annotation of a GenBank genome assembly
AUGGGAAAGGUAUGAGCUUCAAAAUGUUAUAUGGUUACAGCUUAGAUGAUUGGGAAUGUGUUAAACUGACAGGACGAGAAGAGAGGAAACAACAGAACUUAUUUGAGUAGAAAUAUUUGCUCAAACGUAGAGCUUACUCGCUGUGUUUGGGUGUCUAAAAAGAGAAGCACUAGUUGAUUUUAACAAAAACAAUGGCAGAAGUACUGUAGAGUAUUUACUGCUGAAACAAUCUCUGGCUCCUUUGAGUUGACAGUGCAUUCGGUUUGGAAAAGCACAUGUUCUGUAAGCCAAAGUCAGCUGAAGCAAAUGUCUCAGUUGCCUUGAUUUUCAUAUAUCAAGAAGUGGAGUUUCCUUGAUUUUCAUCUUUUAAGCAAUGGGAAUAUUAAAGUGUGCGGAGGACUGGAGAGGCUUGUUCACUCAAAGGACUCAUGACAAAGAAAUUGAGUUGGUUCAAGGGAGUACAGUGUCCUCUACAGUCCAAUCAGGAGCAUUACAAUUUGUAAAUAUGUAUGUAAGAGAUUAAUGUGAGUGAUCCACCUCUCUCUCUCUCCUUCUAAAGAUUAUCUUCUACGAAGGCCGCAACUUCCAGGGCCGCCACUGGGAGUGCAGCAGUGACUGCAUGGACACCUUCAAGCACUUUAACUGCUGCAACUCCAUCCGGGUCAGCGGUGGUCAGUGGGUGGCCUACGAGAAGCCUCACUACGCGGGCUACCAGUACAUCCUCGGCCCCGGCGAGUACCCUGACCACCGCACCUGGAUGGGCUUUAACAACUGUGUGCGCUCCUGCCAGAUGUUCUCCCCUGUAAGUCAUUCAAAAAAGACAAAAGGGUUGGUAGUUACCCCACCCCCCUAUCACUCACCUUGUACUUCAAAUGCUGCUUUAGAAAUGGAUGUCAGUCAUUGGUCUUUUGAUGUCAUUUACAGAUACUCAGGCAGGUCAUAGAAUAAAAGUCUCUUUUGCUGGGCCCACAAGGAGAUCCAGUCAGCCUUUAAAAGGAUUUUGAUACACUCCCCAUAAGACUCGGUGCCUUCAUUCUAAUUCCACAAGGCACAUUGAGUGAUUCUGGCAGAUAGGGUGGGAAAAAAAAUCUGAAUCUGUCAGGCUCAGAGAGAGAGUUGUUGCUAUAGCUCAUCUGUUGUUGUGUGCUUUAAAAAGCCCGUGGUACAAGCACUCACUUAAAGCUAAAGGCAUCAGCUUGUGUUAGAAAGCUAAAUCAAAGCGUUUCCUUAGGUUCAUAGCAACAAAAUAAUCUGAUUUUCUGGUUUCUUUAAAAUUCAGUAUAGAGGUUCCUACAAGAUGAAGAUCUUCAACAGGCCUGAUAUGUUGGGACAGACAAUGGAGUUCACAGAAGACUGUCCCAACGUGCUCGAGCGUUUCCGCACCCCUGACGUUUACUCCUGUAACGUCAUGGAGGGUUUCUGGAUCUUCUACGAGCACCCGAACUACAAGGGUCGCCAAUAUAUCCUGCGCCCCGGAGAGUAUAGGGCCUGCGGUGAUUGGGGCUGUCACAACCCUAAUGUGGGCUCUUUCAGGAGGAUGAGGACGCUCACUCUGUAA